Molecule: messenger RNA, 2842 nt
Organism: Electrophorus electricus (electric eel)
Lineage: Eukaryota; Metazoa; Chordata; Actinopteri; Gymnotiformes; Gymnotidae
Source: RefSeq, a predicted model, not a curated record
GCGACGUUGGCCUUCCAAAAUUUGAAAGCCUCUCGCGUUAGCUACGGAAGUAAAACAGCUGGCCACCUCUCCGCCUACGAGUUAUAUUUCGUAGUUCAUACAAAUGUUGUUUUGAACUUGUUAAAAGAACUUCUCGGUAGCCGUUAUUGCCAUGCCGUAGCUGUUUUUUUUUCUGGCUGGCUAGCUGACUAAUAUAUGUGACGUAGCUACAUAUGCUAGCUGUCUAGGUUAGAUAAGCUAGGAAAGGUAACGCUACAUGGCGGAAUUGAAUAGCCUGAUGACCAGCUAUUUAUUGGCUUCUAGUUGAGUUGAGCUACUUGGGUGCGGGAGCCAACGAUAACUGUUCUCUAACGCAUUCAAGUCCGUCUAUCUAUCUAAAUAUCUGUCUAUCUGUCUAUCUAGCUAUGUAUCUAGCUAGAAUGGCUAAAGUUAAUUAGAAUCUAACCUACAGCGUUGCUACUUGGCUAGCUAGCGUUUAGCUAACCAUGAAAGUUUUUGAGGCAAGAAAAGUCAGAGCUCGGGAAAUGAUUUCUCCCUGUAACAUAUAUAUUUUUUUGUUUGUUUUACAAAUGGCCGUGAGUGUUUCAAAUAAUGUUGCUAACACGGCUAGCAGAUUUACACUGAAAAAGGUCAACUAUAUGGGAUAGAUAGGCGGCAGAUUCAGCAGUAAAGCUGAGUUAGGUUAGCUUUAUAAAAUCAUCACUUGUCAUAGCUGUCAGGCAUUGAAAAUUUGCCAUGUGAACUUCAGAGAAACUUCACCUUGAUGCGGGAGCUUGACAACAGGACAGAGGAAAAGAAGGGAGAGAUUGAUAAGCUUGCUGAAGAGUACAUCACGAAUGUCCGGAACCUCGCAUCUGAACAGAGAGUGGAGCAUCUACAGAAGAUUCAGAGUGCCUACAGCAAAUGUAAAGAAUACAGUGAUGACAAAGUGCAGCUUGCCAUGCAAACCUAUGAAAUGGUUGACAAGCACAUCCGAAGGUUGGAUGCAGACCUGGCACGAUUUGAAAAUGAACUAAAGGAGAAGCUGGAUGUCAGUGGAUAUGAGAGUCCUGAUAAUAGAGCACUCAAAAAGGGAGGUGGAAGAGGCCUGAAGGAAAAGCGAGGACCCAAAGGCAGAGGAAGAAAAUGCUCAGAUGAUGAUUCACCCCGAAAGAAAAAAAUAAAAAACAGUCCUGAGUUCUCCGAAUCCCUCUUGCCAGUGCACCCAUCAGAUGUCUUGGACAUGCCAGUGGAUCCAAAUGAGCCUACAUACUGUCUGUGCCACCAAGUGUCAUAUGGAGAAAUGAUUGGAUGUGACAACCCUGAUUGUCCAAUUGAGUGGUUUCACUUUGCUUGUGUGGAUCUAACAACAAAACCCAAAGGGAAAUGGUUUUGUCCACGGUGCACUCAGGACCGGAAGAAAAAAUAAGAUUUCUAAUUAUACAACUUUUAUACAUGAGUAUAUACGUAUUUUGUCUAUGUGGUAAAAUAGGAUAUGUACAGUAUAUAUUACUUUCUCUAUGACUGGUAAAGGAAAAGAGGGUCCCAUUGAAACAACUUUUGUUUGUUUUGUUUUUGUUUUUUUAAAUGUACUUGAAGUGUCAUUCAAAGGUUGAUUCUUGUGCUGCAGGUAAACUGGUAUGUAUUUUAUGGAUUUAAGUUCCAACAGGAUAUGGAAAGUGUGUGUGUGUGUGUGUGUGUGUGAGAUCAUUCUACUGAAGAGCUGUGUAGAUUCUCGUUAUAUGAACUCCAGGCUCCCAAACCAUUGUUCUUGUACCUUUUAUUUUACAUAUGUAUGUGCUUAUGAAUUAUUACUGCUGCACAAAACAUUCACCGCAAAACUAUGCUCUUAUCUUUUUAAUUAUGUGAAUUUACUUUUUAACACACGUCAGAGAUGCCAAGUGUAGCGGUUCUGCUGGAUGUAGUAUUUAUAGUGAAAAGGGUUUUAUUUUACUUGCACUCAAGCUAUGAAGUGACUACUUCUGUAACUCCACCCAGAUGAACAGCAACUCAUCUGAUCUAAAACAUGUCAUUGUGCUAACUUUCACACCCUGUGUCCAUCUCUGAAUGUAUAAUAGUAAUACUCAUAUUUUGGCAGUAUCUGCCAUUGUCUCUAGGAGCUUUGCACUUUGAGUAGAAAUCAUUUCUAUUUAGCACCAUGACCAAUGCCUGUAUUCUUACAAGUAUCUCAGAGUUGGAGUGGGGAAUCAGCUUCAGCUGCCCCCUGUUUUGAUCAGGUUGAGUAAGAAAAAUCUUGUGUAGCCAUGUUGACCUUACAGCUCGUCCCCCUAAGAAGUGGCCUUUUAAAAAAGGAACAAAAUAUGCUACCUUUACAGCAGAAACAUAGCUUUAACAUGGUGUUUCUAAGGAAGGGUCACAAUAUGAAAGUCAUGGAAAAUGUGGCAUUUUCUGAUUUCAGAAAAUUCCAUACUGGUCAAAAGUACACCCCAGACCUGUGGGGGUGUUUGUGGACUUGAGGCUGGGACAACUGAUUCUGGUUCAGUAUUCCAGUUCUGAGAUGCUUUAUGAAUGCUGUGAACGAUUUUAAGUUUGCAAUGGUCCUGCAAUGUGGCCCAGUGCUUAUAAAGCACUCCAGGAGAAUCGGACCACUUGUGACUUUGCUGUAAAUUUAAAAAAUUUAAAAUAUUUUGAGAUGGCACAAAUGUGGAGCUACCAAAGUGAGAUUAGGUGGUGUAAGCACUGAUGUAUGCUGCACUACUGUUUUAUUACCUUGUAUCAUCUGAUUUAUUGUGAUAAAUAUGGAAUUAUAUCAUUUAUAUUUAACUGCAGCUACAAUACGGCUGAGCUUGCAUGGUUCUCUGCUAGUGUACACAAACCUAUUGUUAAAGGUCAGUAGCUACCA